CAGUAGGCUCGGCGGUGGCGGAGGGGCUGUGGCCCGCGGCGGGUUCGGAAGCGCGGGGAAGGGGUGCCUAAGGCCGUUGUCUUCUGCGACCGCAACCCACGUCGCCAUGAAGUCGGUGUGGGUUCUCGCUCUGGCGUGUACACUGCUUUUGGCCGUGUCGGUUAGAGCUGAUGAGGUGGAUGUGGAUGGGACUGUGGAAGAUGACUUGGGUAAAAGCAGAGAAGGGUCUCGAACAGAUGACGAAGUUGUUCAGAGAGAGGAAGAAGCUAUCCAACUAGAUGGCCUAAAUGCAUCCCAGAUCAAAGAAAUCAGAGAAAAAUCUGAGAAGUUUGCAUUUCAAGCAGAAGUGAACAGAAUGAUGAAGCUUAUUAUCAAUUCUUUAUAUAAAAACAAAGAGAUUUUCCUGAGAGAACUUAUUUCAAAUGCUUCGGAUGCUUUAGAUAAGAUACGGUUAAUAUCCCUAACUGAUGAAAAUGCUCUUGCUGGUAAUGAAGAACUUACAGUUAAAAUUAAGUGUGAUAAAGAGAAGAACAUGCUUCAUGUUACAGAUACGGGUAUUGGCAUGACCAAAGAGGAGUUAGUCAAAAACCUGGGUACCAUUGCAAAGUCUGGUACCAGUGAAUUCUUGAACAAGAUGACUGAAAUGCAGGAUGAUAGUCAGUCAACAUCUGAGUUAAUUGGCCAGUUUGGCGUUGGCUUUUAUUCUGCUUUCUUAGUGGCAGACAGAGUUAUUGUCACAUCAAAACACAACAAUGAUACUCAACAUAUUUGGGAGUCAGAUUCAAAUGAGUUCUCUGUGAUCAGUGACCCAAGAGGAAACACUUUAGGACGUGGCACAACCAUAACUCUUGUCUUGAAGGAGGAAGCAUCUGAUUACCUUGAACUGGAUACUGUUAAAAAUCUAGUGAAGAAAUACUCUCAAUUCAUAAACUUCCCAAUAUAUGUGUGGAGUAGCAAGACAGAGACUGUUGAAGAACCCAUUGAGGAAGAGGAAGCAAAGGAGAAAGAAGAAACAGAUGAUGAUGAAGCAGCUGUUGAAGAAGAGGAGGAAGAAAAGAAACCAAAAACAAAGAAGGUUGAAAAGACUGUGUGGGACUGGGAGCUUAUGAAUGACAUAAAACCAAUCUGGCAGAGACCAUCUAAAGAAGUUGAAGAAGAUGAAUACAAAGCUUUUUACAAAACCUUUUCAAAGGAACAUGAUGACCCAAUGGCUUACAUCCAUUUCACUGCUGAAGGGGAAGUAACUUUCAAAUCCAUCUUAUUUGUUCCUAAUUCUGCUCCACGUGGCCUGUUUGAUGAAUAUGGAUCCAAAAAAAGUGAUUUCAUUAAGCUGUACGUUCGAAGAGUGUUCAUCACUGAUGACUUCCAUGACAUGAUGCCCAAAUAUCUUAACUUCGUUAAGGGUGUUGUGGAUUCUGAUGAUCUUCCUUUGAAUGUAUCUCGUGAAACACUUCAGCAGCAUAAAUUGUUGAAGGUGAUUAGAAAGAAACUUGUUCGCAAAACUCUUGAUAUGAUCAAGAAAAUUGCAGAAGAAAAAUACAAUGACACUUUCUGGAAAGAGUUUGGUACUAAUGUAAAGCUUGGAGUUAUUGAGGAUCAUUCCAAUCGUACACGGCUGGCUAAACUUCUUCGCUUCCAGUCUUCUCAUCAUGAAAGUAACCUCACAAGCCUUGACCAGUAUGUGGAAAGAAUGAAGGAGAAGCAAGACAAAAUUUAUUUCAUGGCAGGUGCCAGCAGAAAGGAGGCUGAGUCCUCACCAUUUGUUGAACGUCUGCUGAAAAAAGGCUAUGAAGUCAUCUAUCUGACUGAACCUGUAGAUGAAUACUGUAUUCAAGCUCUGCCAGAAUUUGAUGGCAAGAGGUUUCAAAAUGUAGCAAAAGAAGGAGUUAAGUUUGAAGAAAGUGAAAAGUCUAAAGAGAGUCGGGAAGCCUUGGAAAAGGAGUUUGAGCCACUAUUAAACUGGAUGAAAGACAAAGCUCUUAAAGACAAGAUUGAGAAAGCUGUGCUAUCUCAACGUUUGACCCAGUCUCCAUGUGCUCUCGUUGCUAGUCAGUAUGGAUGGUCUGGUAAUAUGGAAAGAAUCAUGAAGGCUCAAGCUUACCAAACUGGGAAGGAUAUAUCUACAAAUUACUAUGCUAGCCAAAAGAAGACAUUUGAAAUUAACCCCAGGCAUCCAUUGAUCAAGGAUAUGCUGAGGCGAGUUAAGGAAAAUGAAGAUGACAAAACAGUUUCAGAUCUUGCAGUGGUGUUGUUUGAAACUGCAACUUUGAGAUCGGGAUAUAUGUUACCAGACACUAAAGAAUAUGGAGACAGAAUAGAAAGGAUGCUUCGUUUAAGUUUAAACAUUGACCUGGAUGCAAAGGUGGAGGAGGAACCUGAAGAGCCUGAAGAUGCAGCUGAGGAGGCAGAGCAAGAUGAAGAGGAGGUGGAUGCUGAUGCUGAAGACAGUGAAACGCAAAAGGAGUCCACAGAUGUGAAAGAUGAACUGUAAACUGCAUUCAACUACCAUCCUGCUUUGGGGGGGAUUAGGAGGGAAUGCAAAUUAGAUUUUGUGUUUUUUUUCCACUGUAAAAUGUUGAGGGAUGGUACAUGGGGUUUAAGGGUAAAGGAGGAUUUUUUUAAGUUCACUUUUCUAAAAACAUUCCUCAUGAAUGUAAAUUUGUAUUAUUUAACUGACUUGGUGUAAAAUCUUGUCAUGUACAAAUAAAAUGUUCCCAAACACCA
Molecule: messenger RNA, 2724 nt
Organism: Pogoniulus pusillus (Red-fronted tinkerbird)
Lineage: Eukaryota; Metazoa; Chordata; Aves; Piciformes; Lybiidae
Gene: HSP90B1
Product: heat shock protein 90 beta family member 1
Exons: 18
Coding region: 107-2491 (794 amino acids)
Biological process (GO): protein folding
Cellular component (GO): endoplasmic reticulum; perinuclear region of cytoplasm
Molecular function (GO): ATP hydrolysis activity; ATP binding; ATP-dependent protein folding chaperone
Source: RefSeq, a predicted model, not a curated record